GUUUCGCUUCCAAAACUACAUUUUUAAAAUGUCAUACUUUUCUUACAUUAUAAACUCUAUUCAUAACUUUACUAAUUUGCAUAAAACAACAAUAGAUGUUUAUUUUUAGAAAAUUAAACGGGUACGAAAAUUCCUCUAGUCUUACGAAUAGGUUAAAAAGCAUUUUAACUGUGCUAAGUAUAACGCUUUAGAAUAAUGUUAAAGAAUCUUCUAAGCCAUGUUAGCGCUAUUUAAAGCGGUAGCAGCGCCAUUUCGUAGCUGAGUUGGCUGUAGUGUCAGGAGUUACGAUUCGCGAGGCAUUAGAGCCGCCGCGGCGCUCGCCGGCGCAACGCGCCGAUCAAAUCUACUUAACCUCUAAAACUAAUUAUAUUACAUACGCAUUUAAUAGAAUUCUAUUUAGCCGCGUGAGAAUGUAAUUGGAUUACCGAAGCGUGGAUUAUUACGUAAAGUUGUGGAGUGCCAAUGAUUAGUUUAACUCAGAGGUGACAAAAUAUUAUAAAUAUUAUUUACGUGUGUAUUACUUAUUAUAGGAAUACAAUUGAACGUUGCGCUUUUCCAUAUGAUGGACAAUAAAUUUGCGUUUCUUAUUUUGUGAUAGAAAUUCGUCUCAAAUAUUAACUGACUGAAAAACAAAAUGUUUAAACUGAGAAAUAAUUUUUGUCUUUCAAUUGAUACGUUAAUAUUUUUAUAUUGUUUUACUUUAAAGGAUAGACAUUUAAGUGGACUUUGAGUGAAGUGAGUGCCAUCAAUAUGAUUGUCGAAAUACAAGAGGAGGUUAGAGGAAAGAGGCCUUUUAAGAUAUGGGACAGCUCCCGAAAUGUAAGGAAGGGGCUGGUCGUAACAAGUUUUGAAGAAUUAAUACACAGAGGAAAGGAAAAGCUCUCGGUAGCAGCGGGUGAGCCGGUGCGGCUAGUGUUGGAGAGCGACGGUACGCAGGUUGAGGACGGAGAAUACUGGCGAACCCUUCCUCCUAAUACUGUGCUGCUUCUUCUACGGCCCGGCGAGCGCUGGUAUCCCACUGGUGUCGACGUUAUUAAGGCUGCCAUAUCUGCAAUACCGAAAAUAGUAUGCGAGACGAUCCACGCGCUCGAGUUACACGAUGAGACCCCUUCAUGGAAAAUCAUGGACAACAAAGGGCGCGUCACCGUCGUGCUGCACUGGGACCAGCGGCCGCAGGCAUCGCCGGCCGCGCGUUCACCCAGCCGUCAGGUCAAGCCUGACAGGCGUCCUUCGCUCGUUAUCCAGACGUCUGUGGAUCGGCCUCAGCCGCCGCCACCCCACAUAACCGUGGUUAACCAUGACGAGCCAGGGCCGGCGAGACCCCGUCUGGCGCGCGCAGGUUCCUCCCUCGACCAUCAUGUGCACACGGCCGAGUGCCGGGCUGCCCCACCGGCACACGCUCCGCGGCCUGCCGCCGACGAGUGCGACUUCCAUUGCUGCGCGCUGCACGAGGAGGGCCGCCGUAUCGCGGUGCACAAAAGUGUCGCCACCUCGCCCAUCCAGGACGCUCAGCCGCGUGCCUCGCCGCAGGGCCGACCCAAAGGUCACGUGCGCUUUUUAGACGCAGAAUCGGCUCGCCGCGGCGAUCGGGACUCAUCCGAGAGCGAGACGGAGAACACUCUCGUAGAGGACGAGGCCGUCACGUCCGAGAAAUUUCUCCUCCUCAUAGACCAGCUGAGCGUCGACCAGAAGCGGCACCUGACGAUCAAAGAUAUAGGUAUCAUUUUAGAGCGGCUGAGCUCAAAAAUUUUAGACGUGGAGCGGUUAGACAGGGAAUCGGAGUCCGACGACUGCUACAAUUGGACGAUCAAAGCGACGAUAAGAGGGGACGCGCUGCGCGAGCUCGGUGUCAUUUAUAACGGUAAUUACUACGCGAUUAGCGAGCACCCCGGCUACCGGGAGGAGAACGAGGAAGCGGGAGACGAGGGUGAAGAAGAAGAAGAAGAAGAUCGACUCUGAUCGGGCCUGUGCGGCGCCGCCGUGCCCGCCGCCGCCGCGCUUCGCCUGGCGCUGUGCCGCGUCGCCGCGCGCUGACCGCCGCACGUCCAUCUCACUGCAACCGCACCACACCGCCCGCCGCCGUACGACAGCGAGACAGCACCGAACAUAACACGGUCGAUCACCUCAAGGUACAAGGCUACUGAGGACUCGUUAAUUCUAUUAAGAGUGAAAAAUCGUAAAGCAGCGAAAUCCCGGGGUGUGUUUUAGAAACCAGCGACGAAUCGAUUUGAAACAUGUAGUUUGAAACAUGCAGACACAUAGAGACUUUUAUGAAAUUUUGCCGCGGGUGCUUCGCGUCGCCGCCUCGAGACAGGCGGCGCGAGGCAACGAGGCCUAGUUUAAUAGUGAAAUUAAUAUAAGUAAAACUGACUUCCUAUCGAUUUCUAAGAUGAAUUAAUCGUGGCAGCCGGACCCCGGCCAGCCGUAUGUAGUUAAUGUACACAUAUAAUACGUCGACAGCAGACAUGGUAACAGCACAAAUAUGGAUAUCAUCGACAUUGUUUUCGAUAUAUAAUUAGAUAUGUAAUAAAUUAUACACGAUUUAGCAAGUACUCAAGAAAUUAAAUUUCAUACAUAUGAAUAUUAUCAAUUGGGAAUUACCUGAAUCGGUCUCCUACUUUCCGACAGUAUACCUCGGUUCGUCGUUACGUUCGUAUCUAACAGCCAUAGAUUGGAAUUUUAAUUUGAAUUUGGCCUAAGCAUUCUGCCGUAAAGACUCGUUUUACGUUACGGUUUAAUUACCCAAAUCAUUCAUCCGCAUUUAUACUUGAAAUAAAAAAAAAACAAUAAAUAUAGCAAACUAGACUAUUAUACACAACAAUCGUAAUUGGUAUAGGAAAUUAAUUGUAACUGGCUAAGGCGAAUAACGUUGCUCAUAAUAUAAAAUUCGUUUGCGUGAUUGCGAGCGAAUGCGAUUGAACGUUGUAUCUGAGUCGAUAAAGGAAUAGCAAGCGUUUCAAAGAGUGAGUUUAGAGAAUACGAUAGAUAAAAUAAAUUAUACUAAUCAAUAAAAUUACAAUGUUAUAAAAGAGGUUGUAAUAAAAUACGAUAGAACCGCAAGCGCAUCUACUUAUCGUGCCGAAUCGACACUUGUUAGCAGUAAGUCGGAUCUUGUACCUAGCUCUAUAAUUGUAGUAGGUAUUAUUGUAACGUUUUUAAUUUUUGUAUAGUACAGUCAUAAAUCACUGUUGUAUGAUAUAAUAAGUUUUACAGUCGCGCCGUGCCCGGACCGUUAUAAAUUGUAUAGUUAUUUAAGAUUAACAUUAAUAAUAUGAUAUUAUGUAUAAGUACAGGUCACUAGCACACGUACGAAUGGUCAGAAUGUCACGUUCACUCAUUAUAUUUUGUAAUUAUUGUGUACUAAGCCUGUACCUUUUUGAAUGGGUUUUUUCUUUAUUUAUAUUAUCAGACCCGUGAAAAUUGCUUCUGUAUUAUAAACUUAGUUAUAAUAAUUGUAGUUUAGAUUCGUUGCGUAUUAAUUCUCGUUGCUGAUGGUCACAGACUACUUUGUUCACAAAGCAAUAAAAAAUUUUGUUAAGUUAAAAAAGUUUAUCCCUUUAAAACUUUAAUUCAAUUGUUUAAUAUUUAUACUAACACGCCACAUAAUUAAUAAAU
Molecule: messenger RNA, 3615 nt
Organism: Pieris napi
Lineage: Eukaryota; Metazoa; Arthropoda; Insecta; Lepidoptera; Pieridae
Gene: Drep2
Exons: 4
Coding region: 751-1959 (402 amino acids)
Biological process (GO): apoptotic process; regulation of apoptotic process
Source: RefSeq, a predicted model, not a curated record